Miscanthus lutarioriparius is the source of this 1863-nucleotide messenger RNA. The record is from the annotation of a GenBank genome assembly. Lineage: Eukaryota; Viridiplantae; Streptophyta; Magnoliopsida; Poales; Poaceae.
AUGGCGGCGGACCACGGGGAGGGCGUCGGCCGCUGCAUACUGGUGGGGCUGCACAUGGACGCCGUCGGCAGGGACCUGCUCCGGUGGGCGCUCCACCACGAGUCCAGGCGGGGCGACCGCAUCGUCGCCGUGCACAUUUACCGAAAGUCCGACAAGACGAACACACUGAAGCUGAUCAGGACGCUGGACGACUACCUGGCGGAGUACGAGGCCCUCUGCAACCAGAAACAGGUCGUUCUCGUCGGCCGGGUGACGCCGGGGAGCUCGAUCCAGAAGGAGCUCGUGAAGGAGGCCAAGCUCUGCGCCGCCAUGGUCGUUGUGCUUGGCGCCAAUAAGAAGUACUCCUUCGGAGGGUCGUCCUGCCUGCCCAAGUACUGCGCCAAGAAGCUGCCGCCGACAACCACCGUCGUCGCCAUCCAGGACGGCAAGGCCGUCUUCGUCCGGGAGGCGCCCAAGCCGCCACUUGCUGCGGCCACGGCGCCGCGCGGCCGCGGCGGCAACGAAGUCCUCUUCGACGACGCCACCGAAGGCGACGGCAGCGUGACGCUCGAGCAGAGGCUCGGGUGGCCGCUGCUCCGCCGCGCGCACGCCGCCGCCGCCGCAGCUGCCCCUGUACAAACGCCCAGCGCCAAGAAUCAGGAGCCGCGGAAGCAGUCGGUGGUGCACUGGGUGAUGAGCCUGCCCCGGCGAUCCGCGCCGUCGGAGUCCACCGAGCCGCAUGCCGGGGCGGGACUCGAGUCGGAGCUCAAGGCAAUGCUUGGUGGCAGUGGCGCCCGGUGCCGGUGGUUCCGCUACGAGGAGCUCUACGACUCCACCAGCCACUUCUCCGCAGAGAACCUGAUUGGGAACGGAGGGAACAGCAGGGUGUACAGGGGCAGCCUCGCCUGCGGGCAGCAGGUGGCGAUCAAGCUGUCCAAGGCGUCGGCGCAGGCGUCCAAGGACUUCCUCCGGGAGGUGGACAUCAUCACCAAGCUGCAGCACCACCGGAUCGUCCCCUUGAUCGGCGUGUGCGUGGAAGGCCGCAACCUCAUCUCCGUCUACAGCUACCUCCCCAGGGGCAGCCUCGAGGACAACCUACACGGAGAAAGGUCAAAGCCAGCGCUGUCAUGGGAGAACCGGUACAGGGCGGCGCUGGGGAUCGCGGAGGCCCUGAGCUACCUGCACUCCGGCAGCUCGCGGCCGGUGAUCCACCGGGACGUCAAGUCGUCCAACAUCCUCCUCGCGGAAGAGUUCGAGCCUCAGCUAUCCGAUUUCGGGCUGGCCAUCUGGGAGCCGACGAAUCCAACCUCCCUGACGCACAGCGACGUCGUCGGCACAUUCGGGUACCUGGCGCCGGAGUACUUCAUGUACGGGAAGGUGACCGACAGGGUGGACGUGUACGCGUUCGGCGUCGUCCUGUUGGAGCUCCUGUCCGGCCGGAAGCCCAUCAGCAGGGACGGGUCGUCACCCAAGGGCCAAGAGAGUCUCGUCAUGUGGGCAACUCCGGUGCUAAGCAGCGGCGACAUCUCUGACCUGCUGGACCCGAGGCUGGACGUGAAGCACGACGAGGUGGAGGUGAGGCGGAUGGCCUCUGCGGCAUCGCUCUGUCUCCGGAGGUCGGCUCGACUCAGGCCGCCGAUAUCGCAGAUACUGAGCAUACUACGAGGAGAAAGCAUGGCGGGCAUCGCCGACCAGGGCGCAACGGAAUCGGACUGCCUGGACGACGAGGCUUACCCGGCGGCGAACGUGAGGUCCCACCUGGACCUCGCGCUUCUUGACGUGGAAGACUCCGAGUCCAUCUCUAGCACGGAGAACAGCAGCGGCCUCAGCCCGUUGGAGGAGUACCUGCGAGAACGUUGGAGCCGAUCGUCCAGCUUCGACUGA